AUGGCUCGUUGCGAGCGGCUGCGCGGCGCGGCCCUGCGCGACGUGCUGGGCCGGGCGCAGGGGGUCUUGUUCGACUGCGACGGGGUGCUGUGGAACGGCGAGCGCAUCGUGCCGGGCGCCCCAGAGCUGCUGGAGCGGCUGGCGCGGGCCGGCAAGGCGGCGCUGUUCGUGAGCAACAACAGCCGGCGCGCGCGGCCCGAGCUGGCCCUCCGCUUCGCGCGCCUCGGCUUCGGGGGACUGCGCGCCGAGCAGCUCUUCAGCUCCGCGGUGUGCGCUGCGCGCCUGCUGUGCCAACGCCUGCCCGGGCUGCCCGACGCGCCGGGCGCGGUGUUCGUGCUGGGCGGUGAGGGGCUGCGCGCAGAGCUGCGGGCUGCGGGGCUUCGUCUGGCGGGGGACCCCGGCGAGGAACCGGGCGCGGGCGGCGGCGCGGCCCCGCCCGUGCGCGCCGUGCUCGUGGGCUACGACGAGCACUUUUCCUUUGCCAAGCUGAGCGAGGCGUGCGCGCACCUGCGUGACCCCGACUGUUUGCUCGUGGCCACCGACCGGGACCCGUGGCACCCGCUCAGUGACGGCAGCCGAACUCCCGGCACCGGGAGCCUGGCCGCGGCAGUGGAGACGGCCUCGGGUCGCCAGGCCCUGGUGGUGGGCAAGCCCAGCCCCUUCAUGUUCGAGUGCAUCACAGAGCACUUCAGCGUGGACCCCGCCCGCAUGCUCAUGGUGGGCGACCGCCUGGAGACCGACAUCCUCUUCGGCCACCGCUGUGGCAUGACCACCGUGCUCACGCUCACGGGCGUGUCCCGCCUAGAGGAGGCCCAGGCCUACCUGGCAGCCGGCCAGCUCGACCUCGUGCCCCAUUACUAUGUGGAGAGCAUUGCGGACUUGAUGGAAGGGUUGGAGGACUGAGCCCACUGACCUGCAACU
Trichechus manatus latirostris (Florida manatee) is the source of this 921-nucleotide messenger RNA. It is a transcript of the gene PDXP, whose product is annotated as pyridoxal phosphatase. NCBI's taxonomy places the organism in Eukaryota, Metazoa, Chordata, Mammalia, Sirenia, Trichechidae. Bases 1 to 903 code for a protein of 300 amino acids. Gene Ontology annotation, molecular function: pyridoxal phosphatase activity. The record is from RefSeq and is a predicted model, not a curated record. The transcript is spliced from 2 exons.